This is a messenger RNA of Oryzias melastigma (Indian medaka), 2732 nucleotides long. RefSeq lists its product as uncharacterized. NCBI's taxonomy places the organism in Eukaryota, Metazoa, Chordata, Actinopteri, Beloniformes, Adrianichthyidae. The transcript is spliced from 6 exons. The coding region runs from base 196 to 2661 and encodes 821 amino acids. The record is from RefSeq and is a predicted model, not a curated record.
GAGCCCACAGCCUGAGGACCAUCAAACUCUGUACGUAGCAACUGAAACUGAUGAAGAGCAUGAAGAGCAGAAUGUGAGCCCACAGCCUGCGGACCAUCAAACUCUGCAUGAAGCAACUGAAACUGAUGAAGAGCAUGAAGAGCAGAAUGUGAGCCCACAGCCUGAGAAGCAUUUACAAAAGACAUUCAGAAAAACAUGUCCUGGACCCAAAUCGUUUACGAUCUUCAUAUCACAAAAAAAAAAUUGAGAAAAAUGCAUCCUGUAAAAGGAAGCUUAAAAUUUAAGCAAUCAUGGACUCAUAUCAUUUACGAAAAAUUCAUCCAGAAAAAUCCAUGCUGCACGUUGGUUUUUAAAUAUUAUCACAUCAAAGGAAUCCAUAGUCGAAAACAAAACACCCCAUUCUGUAGAAUGAAAGCUGUCUGCUCUUUCAAAGGAUGUAGUGCACGCUACAUAUUUCUAAUAAGGAAAAAACCAUUGAGAAGUGACCAGAAGAUCCCAAUCCUUGUCACAAGGAUCGGCUGGGUGACACAUUGCCGAGGAGAAUUCAAGUCACGCCCUGCCAGUUACUUAAAACGAGGAAAAAUUGGAAAAUCAAUUCACGACGGCAUAAGUAACACAUAUUACAGAAAUCUACAAAAAACACCAGUUCCUGAACUUCUGGCUGGAAACAUAACAAGAAGUUUGAGUAAAAACAUUCUCAAAGUUAUUUCCUGUGAAAUUCAAAAGAGCAAAAGGCUUCAUGAUGAUGUGGUUCUGGAACUCAUACUCAUUCAGAAAAUCUUAAAGGAAACAGACCAGAACUACAAAUUUUGGCCUGGAUAUAUUCAGCAUUUACAAGUUGAUCCAUUUGGAAUUCACCUAUACACGGAGACAGGCCUUUUCAUUUUGGUUCAUCACCUUCGUAAAGGACAGCCCAUCACACUGCACUUAGAUGCCACAGGUGGUGUUGUAAGUAAAAUACCAAACCAGCCCAAAAGAGUAUUUUACUACUCCAUCACUCUUCCCGGGAACGGGACAGACAAGCCUCCUUUGCCAGUAUCGGAACUACUCACAAAUGACCACACAAUACCAAAUCUCUGCUUUUGGCUACUUCAAAUGAUCACCAAAGCCAGGAAACUGUCAAAAUACAGCAUUCAUCAGAUAGAAGUAGAUUACAGUUGGGCACUCAUCCAGAGUGUUCUGCUAGCCUUCAAUAGGCAAGACAUUGUGUCAUAUCUACGGGACUGCUACAACAUAGUAAAGGGAACCAAAUCUCAGCCAAAGUUUGAGAAGAAAACUAUACUCCACCUUUGUUCUGCACAUAUAAUAAAAGCCAUUCACGGAUCUUUUGGGAAAAAAACCAGUGACAAGGGACUGAAGGAGUUUGCAACUCACUGUGUGGCCCAACUAAUAAAUUCAACCAAUCUACAAAAGGCAUUGCACUUUUUCAAAAAUAUGUGCAUUGUCUUUCAAAACAAAACAAAAAAAAAAGCAGUGGAAAAUUCUCUGAAAGACAUUCAAAAGGAAGUUCAAGAAAGACAAACUCAGGAAUACACAGUUGAAGUACAGCAAUUUGAAGAUGACAAAACUCCAGAGGCCAAUACAAUAUUUGCUCAGUCACCAUUUCAAAAGGACUUUUCAUCUGUGCUUCAGUCUGUCAUGACUACACUCAAUCUUGAGGAGGAGGAGGAAGAGGAAACUAUCAACAUUUACUACUGUCCGGAGAUUGUACAUGUUUUAAUGAAGGACUACAUCCCCAUAUAUCCUCUGUGGUCUGGAGUUAUGCUUGGGGAUCUGGGAAGACACAGCAAUAACUCUGUAUUCGAUGAUAGUCCUGGAAAACAUGACACCAAUUGUCAUGCAGAAAACUGGUUUUGCAUUUUAAAAACAAAAAUACUUCAAAAAAAGCUGUAUCUCCGACCGGCAGAUUUCAUCCAGAAAAUGAAUCAAUCUCUUCAGGGCAGAUACAGGGAACACAUUUUGAGGAAUGAGUUACCUGAGAGAUUGCUGGAGAAGUCUUGGACAUUGAGGAAACCUGGAUUAGAACACUCUGAAGAGAGAUGGUCCAAGAAGACGACAUCAGAGAAAAAGGAGAGGAAGACUAAAUACUUCGAUCCACCUCUAGUUAUGCCCACCCCAAAAGAAAAAGCACUCAGAGGACAUCAAGGAAAAAAAAGGAAACUACACAACACGGAUUCAUAUUCAACAGGAAAAAAUACUACACAGGCAACAGAUGAAUCGGACAGACUGCCAAGCAUAGCAGUGAAACAGACAGAAGACAAAACUCAAAUCUGCAAAGAUGACAUUGUUGAGGCAACAGAUGAAUCAGACAGACGGCCAAGCUCAGCAGUGAAACAGACUGAGAACAAAACAAAAACACGCAAAGAAGACAUAGUUGAGGCUCUUUGGAACUUGAAGAACAAAGAAAUUGUGGUUGCAGUGAUAACAACAACUGACAAGGAUCGGCCAUACACACUGCACUUAACUGAAUUUAAAACCCUGAAACCACAUAGCUGGUUAGCUGGAGAGACAAUGGAGGUCUACCUUCAAAUGCUGCUGAACACAAACAAUUGUGGAAGAAAGAUUUUCCUGUUAAAUCACUACUCUGCUGGCGUUAUUGUCUUUGGUGACAGGUCUGCAUUAAGUAACCACAGUUACAGGAAGGUGAGUAUCUACAAAUGAAUAAUUUGAACUCUAAUAUGCAACAUUGAAAAUAACAAGUAAUUUUUUAUUCCUUUUUAUAGGUCAACUUU